CCGAUAUCCCUAGUCAACGGGCCAUCUGGUAUAUCGGAAGCGCUAGCUUUUUCAUGAAUCCAUCGCAAUUUUUGAUAGAUUCUAUGAAAAGGGCAAACAAUUCCAUUUUCUCCUUUCGCAUUUUUAAUGUAAGUGUUUCCAUUUAUUCGUUCCGUCGCAGCUCACUACAAUGGUACCGAAAAACAACAGAGUACGGUUGUAGUCUUGCGGGGCGUUACUGGAAGAAACGCGUUCUAUUCAAAAGGCCUUGAUUUUAUGGCUGGAUACAUAUUAGAUUCCGCUACUCGAGACAAUCAGAGACGAGAACAUGGCAAGCGUGAUAGCGACGUGUACGCGCCCUGAUGUAUUGGAACAUUUGUUACCAUCGAUGGUGGAAGAUGCUUUGCGAACAUUCGAAAUGUGGGGAAAUCACGGAACAAAAGAUAUUUCCAAGAGCCUCAACGAGAUUGUUUUUACCCUGGCUGCACGAAUGACGAUGUGCCGCGAGUUCUCUGAGGACCCGAAGAAAAUCCAUGCAUUGAUCAGCAUUUUCAAGCGGCUUGAAGAAGGCUCGGACCAUAAUGCCCUCAUAGUUCCUUGGUUCCCGACUCCAGCCAGAUUUAGGAGGAUGCUUGCCGGGAUGCAAUUACACCACAUGAUUUCUGCAGUUGUUCUUUCGAGGAAAGAUCGUCGUGAAGACGACCCACUGCAGGCCAUGAUAGACAAAGGUCUUUCCUCCACCAAAACCACUGUGAUGCUUGCUACCAUGCUAUUUGCUGCAAUUGGCAACACCGGAAACGUGAUCACCUACUUGCUCCUUCAUCUAGAAGCCAACCCGAAGUGGAAAGUACUCGUCGAGAACGAAGCGAGACAGUUGUACAAAGACUCGCACACCUCUGGAUGCGACGAUGGCAGACCCUUGUUUUCAAUGAAUUUCAUAGAAACGCAGAUGCCGCUCUUCGAUAUUUGCAUUUCCGAAACGUUGCGCAUGCUUUUCAAAGGACCAUUCAUUAGAAGAAGUGUAGAAGACAUGUUCGUGGACCAAAAACACAUACCACGCGGAACCUAUGUCAUGUUCCCAACCGCCGACCUUCAUUAUAAUGCUGCAUUCUAUUCAACACCGCAGGAAUUCAACCCGGAGCACUUUUCAGCAGGUGCGAUUCAAGAGCGGCGACGACAUGGAACUACGUUCGUGGGAUGGGGUGCUGGUCGUCAUAUGUGCGCUGGGAGAAGAGCUGCACAAAUGCUCAUGAAGGUCAUCUUCAUUCUCCUUCUAUCCCAAUUCGACAUUCAGAUUGUUACUGAUGGGGGGGAACCGGUACGAAGAGUUCCAGAACAGGUAGAAAAUCAGUUGUUCAAGGUGUGUCCACCCAAGCAAGCUGUAACACUUCGCUACGAGGUACGGUGCCAGUAACGGUCAUUAGGAUUACUAUGCUGUCAUAUUCACUUCUACGGAGUUUGCUUGCAUCCCCAUGUCAAGCCGUUGUGCUGUGUAUUAUAAUUUAUCACACUGACGUUGCGUACCCGAGCCAUCCCCGACUUGUUAUUUUUAUUUUCCCGGACCCU
This is a messenger RNA of Suillus plorans, 1545 nucleotides long. RefSeq names its product cytochrome P450. Bases 308 to 1393 code for a protein of 361 amino acids. The transcript has 6 exons. The record is from RefSeq and is a predicted model, not a curated record. Gene Ontology annotation, molecular function: oxidoreductase activity, acting on paired donors, with incorporation or reduction of molecular oxygen; heme binding; monooxygenase activity. Lineage: Eukaryota; Fungi; Basidiomycota; Agaricomycetes; Boletales; Suillaceae.